AUGGCCACCCUAACCCAUGCCUCCCAACCUCACUUGCUCCCACCUACCCCACCUACUAUUGUUCCUCUUGCUUUCAGUGUCUGGUCAACUUUGUGUGAGAUCUCAGUAGACUCCAUGGAGGAGUACCUAGCAACCAGCCUCUUGAUGCUUGCACAUGGCGUCCGAAACAAGGUUAACGACACCAGUGGGUUAGGACAUGUACAAGACAUGGGCAGCACCCCUGUGGCAGUGGAGAAACCAAGUCAGCAGGAGUACAAGUGCUCGGUGUGUGGCAAGGUGUACAUGUGUUAUCAAGCGUUAGGCGGGCACAUGACGAGGCAUCGUAAGUUGUUGGCACAAGUGGUGACCGAUCAUAAGUUGUUCUCCAAUGGUAGCGAGGCAACGAAGAUGCACCGGUGCUCCAUAUGCCCCCUCGCGUUUACAUCUCGACAAGCGCUAGGUGGGCACAAGCGGGUACACUAUGGGGGUGGUGUUGCUAAAGACUUUGUCAAGGAGAAGAAUGUUGUGAAAACCAAGUCCAUGGGAGAACCGAAGGCAGUGCUUAAAGACUUUGACUUGAACCUUCCAGCUGUGGCAACAACUGUAGGAGACAAAGCAAAGAACUCACCACCGGAGGCCAAAAGAGUGUGAAUGAUGAUGCUCCCCUAA
Messenger RNA from Oryza brachyantha (malo sina), 648 nucleotides. Its product is annotated as zinc finger protein AZF3-like. Gene Ontology annotation, molecular function: DNA-binding transcription factor activity. NCBI's taxonomy places the organism in Eukaryota, Viridiplantae, Streptophyta, Magnoliopsida, Poales, Poaceae. The record is from RefSeq and is a predicted model, not a curated record. The transcript has a single exon.